Molecule: messenger RNA, 2071 nt
Organism: Lytechinus variegatus (green sea urchin)
Lineage: Eukaryota; Metazoa; Echinodermata; Echinoidea; Temnopleuroida; Toxopneustidae
Gene: ankrd54
Product: ankyrin repeat domain-containing protein 54-like
Exons: 7
Coding region: 226-1233 (335 amino acids)
Molecular function (GO): protein binding
Source: RefSeq, a predicted model, not a curated record
UUAUGUUAUCAAAUAUGAUUGACGUCAUACGGUGUGUAUGUAUGACGCGAAACAGAGCUGUUGAAACUGCGAAUGGAAUGUGUCUCAUUUGUAAGGAAAAGGUGAAAGUCGUGUAAACCUGGCGAUCAGCAUCGAAUUAGUUAAUCAUCGUGUCAAUCGAAGGAUUCCUUUUUAAUGAUCGAGGGACUGAGUAUGAUUGUUUAGGUUCCGCAAAUUACAAGAGAAAUGAGCGACAGCGCUACUGAAGCUGGCCCGUCGUCGUCCGGCGCCGGCGCGGCCUCGGGUGGGCGAAUGUUCUUGCAUGCUCCUCCGCCAGUGAUAAAUAUCAUAGCUCCGACAGACCCGCCGAGCAUCAACAACAAUAUAGAGCCGGGCCCAUCGGGGGACAACCGCAAUCAACAACAAUCUCCUUCCUCGGGUGAUGUUUUAACUAACUCAAAUACAGAACAAGACAAAGUUCAAGACAAUUUUCAGUGUAACUUUGGGUUUAUGCUCGGGGAAAAAGUCAGUCUUUCAACGCUUCAGGUGCAACAGCCAAUUGAUCUGGAUUACUCUGCUAUUCCAAAUAAAUCUGAACUUACAAAUUUCAUUGGAAAGGCCAAAAAGAGAAGAUUCUAUUGCAGGAGAGGGGCAGUAGUUUUACAACAAUCUCCAGUUGGGAGAUAUUUCCAAGGUGAAAGAAAGUUAAGACUAGCAGCUCAACAGGGGGAUUACAGAGAAGUUUUGAAGCUGUUGGAUGAAGGUAUCAAUCCAAAUAGAGGGGAUGACAAAGGAAGGACCGCUCUUCACUUUGCAAUCACAAAGGGCUUCCGAGAAAUAGUGCAAUUACUCCUUGAUAGAGGAGCAGAUGUAAACCAGAAAGAUGGCAUUGGCAAUACUCCAUUACAUUUAGCUGCAAUAGGUAGUCAUAUAUCUAUGGUGACUACACUCUUAGAAGCCGGGGCUAAUGUGCAGGUCCUGGACCGGGGUGGACACACCCCAUUUCACCUUGCCCUAAGUCGUCUUCAGCACCUCCGAUCAAACGCGUCUGUCCAAGAUAUUCAUUUCAGACAAGAAAUUCUUACGAUAAUGGGAAUGCUUAGAGUGUACGUAUCAUGUCGAGGCCAACAAGAAAAUGCCAUGCAGUUAGAACAAAUGUCUGUCAAAUUAAGAGAAACAGAGAAGAAAGAAGAGGUGGAUAUACUACAAGAUAUGCUUGAGGGAUUUACUAAAAUGAACCUCACCAAACAGUGAGUGGCAGACACAGAGAUGGAGAGAAAGACACAACAGUAAUGUAGCCCAGACUGGACAUGGAGACCAUGUGUUGUGGAGUAUUUGAGUUCUAGGACUGGAGACCUUGGAAUGUGGAAUAUUUGAGUUCUAGGGCCUGGACUACCAGGAAUUGAGACCAUGAAAUGUGGGAUAUUUAAGUUCUAGGACCUGGACUACCAGGACUCGAGACCAUGAAAUGUGGAAUAUUUGAGUUCUAUGACCUGGACGUCCAGGACUUGAGACCAUGAAAUGUGGAAUGUUUGAGUUCUAGGACCUGGACUUGAACUCUGUCAUAAAAGAAUUAUCGAUUGAUAUAUGUAAGGACGUUUUUUUGUCUCAGGCAGUUUUAGGUUUAGGUCCUUUCUCCAAUUUAAAAGGAAUUCCUUGUAAAACUAAGUCCUUGCCAGGGAAAUGACCUGGAAUUAUGGAGCAAGGCCCGGUUUCAAUUAAAGAUGCCUUUUGAAUAAUACAUUCAGCUUGUUGCAUGUUUCUUGCAUCUAAAUACAACUCAGAAACUUUUAAUUACAAUAUAAUGUUUGGCCAAUCCCAAAUUUUAUGUGCGGAUUUGCAAUUGACUGGUGGGAAUGUGUUCAAUCUCAGAUCUUAUGCAACAGGCUCAGUGUACGUAAAUCCUUUUCAUUGAUUAGCUGCUUUAUGAAAGGCUCCAAUUCAUGCUUUAGUUGCGAGACUAUUUGUGAGGAAGGUCAGGGAUUUCCAUGUUAGAACAUUACAAGUCCUGGUCUUAAACUUUAGAACUUCAUUGCUGCUGUACACAUAUGUUCACAUAUAUCAGUUCUUAAAAUCAUUGGUGUCAAUUUAU